AUGAAAGUUCAAGAACGGGCAGUACCAGCAGCCUUUGGCCCUGUGGUGUUCAAACUCAGGACAGAAGUUACCUCUGGGAGUGGAUCCCCACAGGGCCUGCGGCUGGGGGUGGCCAUGGAGCCCUGCCCUGAGGAGCAGUUCUGGGACCCGCUGCUGAACGCCUGCGUCUCCUGCAAAACCAUCUGCAGCAAUCAGAGUCCACGCACCUGUGCAGCCUUCUGCAAGUCACUCAGCUGCCGCAAAGAGCAAGGCAGGUACUAUGACCAGCUCCUGGGGGACUGUAUCAGCUGUGCCUCCAUCUGUGGACGUCACCCCAAGCAAUGCACACACUUCUGUGAGAACAAGUUCAGGAGUCAAGUGAACCUCCCACCAGAGGUCAGGAGACAGCGGACCGGAGAGGCCUUGACCCGGGCAGACAACCUAGGGAGGUACCAAGGAUCAGAGCACAGAGGCUCGGAUGUGGGUCCAGCUCCCCCAGGGCUAAAGCUGAGCGCCGACCAGCUGGCCCUGGUCUACAGCACGCUGGGGCUCUGCCUCUGCGCCAUCGUCUGCUGCUUCCUGCUGGCCGUGGCCUGCUUCCUCAAGAGGAGGGGGGACCAGGUCUCCUGCCAGCCCCCCCCCGGGCCAUGUCGGAUGCAGGCCAAGUCCUCCAAGGCAGAUCACUGGAUGGAAGCGGGCAGCGCUGCAGGGGCAAUGCCCGAGCCGACGGAGACGUGCAGCUUCUGCUUCGCGGAGUGCAGGGCGCCCGAGCGUGCUGGGAGGUGGGCGCGCCACGGCCAGAGCGCAGCCCGACAGCCCUGCGUGCGCGCCCCGAACGGCGGCCUCUGCGGCAUUGAGGUCGUGUGCACGCCCGCCCAAGAAGGAGGCCUGGCCACGUGA
Molecule: messenger RNA, 879 nt
Organism: Physeter macrocephalus (sperm whale)
Lineage: Eukaryota; Metazoa; Chordata; Mammalia; Artiodactyla; Physeteridae
Gene: TNFRSF13B
Product: TNF receptor superfamily member 13B
Exons: 5
Coding region: 1-879 (292 amino acids)
Biological process (GO): hematopoietic progenitor cell differentiation; B cell homeostasis; negative regulation of B cell proliferation
Cellular component (GO): plasma membrane
Source: RefSeq, a predicted model, not a curated record